AAAAAUGAAAAGCGAAUAUAUUUUGUAAAUUAAAUUUGAUAAGGCAAAUAAUACAUUUAAGCCUGGAGUAUGAUUUAUAUUUGAAAUAGGACCAAAUUUCAGGAGGAGUUACUGUUUUGUUUACAGAUCCAAUAAUGAAGAAACUUGAAAUAUAAUAGUUUGUAUGGAAAUCAGAAGGGACUAUAAUAUCUUAAAAUAAAGAAACACACAAAGAUUUAGAGAGGAUGUCAAGUCAGCUUCAUCCAGUUCUAUUACAUCAAUUAGAUGGUCAAUUAACAAAGGAUAAAUAUAUGUAGAAUCCAAUUCAUUUAUAUAAUAUAGAUUGUAAGAGAAAAAUACUUUUCCAUUCAAAUAUCAAUUAACUCCAUACUAAGACAGGAAAAUUUUGGAAACCUAUGUUGGUGUUUAUGUUGCAAUACAAUAUUCGAUUGAGGCAGAAUUAACUUUGGCAAAUGGAUUAAAAGUUACUUCAACAAUUCCAUAUUUUGUAUAUGUACCUGGAUAAGGGAAUGACAGAAUCAAACCAACAGAUAAAUAUCCUCGAGUUGAGCAUUUUUUGAUAACGCCUGAUAAAUUAUUAGGAAAUUCAAGCACAAUGAAUAAAUCAUAAAAUGCAAAAUUCAGAAUAAAUGGGUUAAUAGACACAACUAUUUGUUUAUUUUCAGAGGAUUUCCACGGAUCUUUAAUAAUUGAAGAAUGUGAUUCAGAAAUAAGAACUAUUGAUUUAUAGUUAAUAAGAGUAGAGAAAUUAGAAAAUAACUUAGGCAAAAUAAGUGAGGCCACAGAAAUCUAGUUGAUAUAAAUAAUAGAAGGGAAUGCAACAAGAGGAUUAGAGAUACCAUUUCAUAUGAUAUUUCCAAAAUUCUUUUCAUGUCCAAAUUUUCAAUUUAGAGAAUUUAGUGGUAUAGAGAAUCUUAUAUUAAUUUAGUCGAUUUCGAGGUGAAUUUAGUUAUGAUAUUAUACGAUGGAUUCAAGGUGACAUUAAACUUCCCAAUAAACAUUAUUAGAAAAUGA
Messenger RNA from Paramecium octaurelia, 1014 nucleotides. The record is from the annotation of a GenBank genome assembly. NCBI's taxonomy places the organism in Eukaryota, Ciliophora, Oligohymenophorea, Peniculida, Parameciidae.